Messenger RNA from Perkinsus marinus ATCC 50983, 2013 nucleotides. RefSeq lists its product as hypothetical. The transcript has a single exon. The record is from RefSeq and is a predicted model, not a curated record. Lineage: Eukaryota; Perkinsozoa; Perkinsida; Perkinsidae. The coding region runs from base 102 to 2003 and encodes 633 amino acids.
AGGCUUAGUGUUGAUGCCUAUUGAACCCUGCUCAUCGUCGUCGUCGCUGAACCCCUCCUCCUCCUCCUCGUGCUCAACCUCCCGUCCCCAUCACUACCCACAUGGCCACCUCCGGAUAUCAUCGAGACAGUUACGAAGACCUGAUGCAGUUGUUAUCGAAAAUGGAAGAUUAUGAUGAUGAAUUACUACGUGAAGGGAUUAGUGAAUUGGAAGGUGCUUUGGUGGCUGAACCUAGAGGCUUGUCGGAAGAAGUGUGGUAUUACUUGCAUCAUGAGUUGAGGGAAAAUGGGUAUGUACUUGUUGAAGUUGACGCUGAUCCUAUGAAGGGUACUGAUGAUCCUGUGCAGAAGGUGGUGAUAGAAGCUAUGGACAGCGGUAUGGCGUUUGAGGCGGGCGAGCUGGAUGGGUACUCGGGAGAGAACGGUGAUCUGUUGGGAAGUGUAGGAAGUGUGGUACGAAGACUGAUGAGGGGGGACAGGCAGGAAAAUUGUUGGUGUGUUAUGAACUUGUGGGGAUUCAAGUCGACUACGAAUUUUCUGGCGGACAACUCUGUGAAUCCUCUGAGUCGAAUUAUUGGGGAGUAUUAUCGUAGGAGCGGCGUGACCGACUUCGUGACGGCUUAUGACACUGACGAGACCCUCCUACGGUGUUGGUCGGGCUAUGCUUUACAACCUGAUGAUGGUAGUAGAGGUAGUCGGCUGGUCGUACCAAAUGCUUAUUAUCAUGUACUCACUGUUGUCAAUGUCCUGGAUGAGGACAUGGUGGUGAGGUUAGAGGGGCUCAGGGGAGAGCGGGAGGUGACGUUAUGCAAAGGGGAAGUAUUGGCUGUUACUCCGGAGUAUGCGGCUUACACUGUAAAGGGUGGUGGAGUGUAUUCAUGCUUUACCUGGCCGGCUAAGGCAUAUCAUACGAUGGAGCCUCUUGAAGAGCUGGAUGUGACCUUGUAUAGGAGCCGUGCGGGGCCGUAUCAUGAGGUUAGUAGUACUUCUAAUAUGAGGACUGUGAUGACUGGUUGUCCGCACUGUAUGCGGCCGAUCGGUCUUGAGCUUGUGGAUACGUCCUGGGGUGGACACUGUGAGAGUGGUGGUGAUUCUUAUGCGUUUGUGUCGAUGUAUUAUGCUCCUGAUGGUGGUAAGGGAUGGUGGGAAGAUGGUCCGGAGGUCGUAAGGAGUCUACAACGGUUGGGUCGGUCUUUGGGGGAGUACUGUAGUGGAAUCCCUAGAAUACUCAUGGUUGCUGUACAUAGUGGUGAGGGAGUUGACGAGGUUGUGAUGGAGCCUUUUGAGGGGUGUUGGGAUAGAGUUGUACCUGUACCUAGAAUUUAUAGGAAUCGAUGGAGAUUCACCCAUCCUCGGCCGAAACCUAAUCCGGCUGAUACUGAAUUGACACUACAGCCGGAGUUUGCUUCACAGCGUUGUUUCGAUUCGAGUUACUCUCGAUCGUUUGGGGAGCUGACUAUGCUGGCAGCACUUGAGUUGGUGGAAUUCGAUAGGAUCGCGUAUAUCCAUCCAAGUGUUGAAGUGAGGUCUCCGAAAUUCGCUGGUGUAUUUACUGCGGCAAAGACGGUGCCUGCUGUAGCUGUGAGUGGAAUUUCAGGGCGCGCGAAAUUGAGUCCCCGAGUAGCCGAUGUGCAUGAAUAUAGGUAUAUGGGGGUGAUGGUCUUCGAGCCAAGUGUGGGGGAUGCGUAUAGAGUGAAGAAUAUCAUAAGGGAGUGUGAGCAUCCUGCCGAGGUCCCGAGUUCGAACCCCGCGGCUGACAUUUUAACUCGGUAUUGGGCGACUGAGAGCUUGACAGGCGUGUCAGUGUUGCCGGAGGUCUUUGUUGGUGAAGAGGCUGAUGAUAGCGAUGUAGAGUUCUACGAUGAGCUCAGUGAUGGUACUGACGGCUCGGAUGUGGUCCUACCACUUCAGGAUGGAUAUUAUGCUUAUCGGCACGAAUGGGGUGAUGACGAGGACACAGAGGAGAAGGAGAAAGGCAAUAGCAGGAGCAGUCGAACUGAAUGAUGAUGAAUUC